Molecule: messenger RNA, 1241 nt
Organism: Ziziphus jujuba (common jujube)
Lineage: Eukaryota; Viridiplantae; Streptophyta; Magnoliopsida; Rosales; Rhamnaceae
Product: transcription factor MYB13
Exons: 3
Coding region: 147-1016 (289 amino acids)
Source: RefSeq, a predicted model, not a curated record
CAUCCUCAUCCUUCUUGCUAUUGCUUUGAGACCUCUGGGAUUAAAAACAAACAGUCUUAGAAACAAUAUUACACAUACAAUUAGCAAAAGCCCAAAGAGAGGGUUUCUCACUUCUCAAUUAGUUCCUUAACUAGAGAUCUUUCAAAAUGGUGAGAGCCCCAUGCUGUGAGAAGAUGGGUUUGAAGAAAGGUCCUUGGACUUCUGAGGAAGACCAAAUUCUUAUCAACUACAUUCAACGGCAUGGCCAUGGCAAUUGGCGUGCUCUUCCUAAACUUGCCGGUUUAUUAAGGUGUGGAAAGAGUUGCAGGCUACGAUGGACGAACUAUCUGAGACCGGAUAUCAAACGAGGGAAUUUUAGCCCAGAAGAAGAAGAAACUAUCAUCAAAUUACAUGAAAUGUUGGGAAAUAGAUGGUCGACAAUUGCAUCUAGAUUACCUGGCCGUACAGAUAAUGAAAUAAAAAAUGUGUGGCAUACCCAUUUGAAAAAGAGACUCAGACACAACCAUAACACUGAGGAAACAAAACGACGGCGCUCCACUGCCAAUAUUAUUUCCAAGCAAAACCAGGAGGCCAAGAAGGAAGAAGACUCUACCAUGAUUAAUUAUAAUAACAAUUUUUCAAGCAAUGUUAUUAAGACAAAAUCUGAAAGCAUAGAGUAUAAUAGACCAGUCUCACCACCACAGUCUUCCAGUGAGAUCUCCUCGGUGACCACCGGUACCACCGAUAGUAACAACAACAACAAUGAUGACUUUAGCAUGAAUGUCGAAAAUUUCUCCGAAAUAAUGGACGAGAAUUUCUGGUCAGAAGUUUUGUCAUCAGCAGAGAAUUCUGAUGAGGUGGUGAAUGAUUUCUCAGCCAUGGGUAAUGUGGAACAAGAGCUUCAAUUUCUCAACUCUCCAAUAGCGUCUAUGGAGCUUGUUCAUGGUUCAAAUUCGUACGAUAGUGGCAUGGACUUUUGGUACAACAUCUUCACAAGAGCUGGUGAAACAUCAGAAUUUUUGUUACCAGAUUUGUGACCCAAAAAAAAAAAAAAAAGUACUUACUUUUUUUUUUUUUUUUUUCUAAUACUUCUUUUAGAUGGGAAAAGGGCACGAAUUAAUCAUUGCUAGUUAGCUGGCCAAUUUGUUGAUCCUUAGGAUACUUAGGACAAUUUUUAACGCGGCAAAGUUGUCAAAUUUAAUUAUACAAUGUAUAGAUACUAAUUAAUUUGGCUGUGGAUUAAUUAGAAUUUCUUUCUUUUU